Sclerotinia sclerotiorum 1980 UF-70 is the source of this 1548-nucleotide messenger RNA. RefSeq lists its product as hypothetical. The transcript has 4 exons. Bases 1 to 1548 code for a protein of 515 amino acids. Lineage: Eukaryota; Fungi; Ascomycota; Leotiomycetes; Helotiales; Sclerotiniaceae. The record is from RefSeq and is a predicted model, not a curated record.
AUGAGUUUUGGUGAAUCUCCCUCAGAUAUCAUAAUUGUGGUAGCUUUUUGCCGCGAAUUAUACCGAAAAUGUCGAGCAGCAGGUGGUGAAUAUGACGAAACAAGUCGAGAAGUUCGUGGUUUGUAUACCGUUUUUAAACAUUUAAAAUCAGAAGUCAAAGAUGGGAAUUCUCCACUCAGUAGGAACUGGAGUAUAUGGGAUGCCCUAAGAGCAUAUAUACGGCAAAUGGAGCACGAUGGCCUACUUGCCGGAAAACCACCUACACCUCAAAUCCCCAGUCCAGUGAGCCCCCAUCCUGAACGUUGGAUUAAUUUAACACGUUCCGAAUCAUCUCAUGCACAGCCAGUUUCUUUCAAUUCUAUUGGUAAUGAUGACCGGGGGACGAGAGAAAUGAAACAGCGAGAGGAAAAUGUGAAACUCCCAACAUCAAUAAAAUUGGAAAGAUUAAAGCCAGAGCCUCAUUUGGAUUCAUGGUUCGAAGGACAAUCGGAGCGACAACCUACUUCUAUUCGUCGUCAAUUAUCUCCACGCUUAACUCACAGAACCUCAGCCGCACAACUUACAAAGCCAGAAUGGCAAUUGGAUACAUGCGGCUCAGAAUCUGACACGUCAUCUAUACAUCGACAUCAGACGAAAUCUCCACCCAAUAUAAUUCAAACAAGUGACCUGUCCCUCUCUCCCGUCCUCGCAACCCCACAACUUCUUCCUCCACCAUCUCCAUCAACUCAUCACUCACAGUCUCACCCCAACGAAGCAACACGAUCUAUGGCUCCUAGACCAAACCGAAGCUCCGACAGGGCAACAUCAAAACGCACACGUCGCGUACGAUUUGAUCUUUCAGAAAGUCAACCAUCACCUAAAAUGAAUACACCUGUCAAUGAAACUAGUCCGAGACAUGAUUCCACAACACCUGUGGCGACACUUGGCUCUGAUUCAUAUGGAAAUGAGAUUUCGCCUGGUGUGAUAUGGACAAAGGUUAAGAGAUAUUUUAUAUCGCCUGAAGUUUUGAAUCAAGAUGGAAGACGAUAUGUAGUUCGUCCAGACUUUGUGGCAAUAUAUGGUGCUCUUACCAAAGAAGAACUUCAAAACUAUGCUUCCCGCUCCUAUGCCUUGAGAGAAGAACGCUGGCGUAAACAUCAUCAAGCAGCAAUGGGUCCUAAAGAAGCAUCUUCAAAGGAGAAGCUUCCGGGAGCGAGACGAAGAAGAAACUCAUCAUCCUCUGAGAGUUCAUCCGGUGAAAAUAGUACCUCGGCCUCAGACUCAGACUCAGACUCAGGCUGGAAUUCAGACUCAGAGUCAGAGUCAGAUUCGAACUCCAACUCCGAAUCCGAUUCCAACUCCGACUCAAAUUCAGACUCGGACUCGGAUGAUGAUAGCCACAAAAAGAAGGGAAAAGGUAAAGAGGAAAAAGGAAGCAAUGUGAAGAAUAGAGAAGACCGACGUGAAAGAGGAGAAAGAGGAGAUGGAGAUGCCAGAGCAGAACGACGAGAAUCAAUCCCAGCCUUUCUCAACCUUGCCAAACACAUAUCAAUCUUCUCCACGAAAUGA